AUGGAGAUUAGGUUUCAGCCAGGCGUGAAGGCGCGUGGGGAGCCACCCCGCACUGGGCCCGCCGGGUCCCUACGCCCUGGCCGCUGGCUGAGGACUCCCACCCUGGGAUACGUUCACUCACCCCCAAAUGCCGCCCUGUGUCCGAAGCCGUGGGCGUCGGUGCAGGACCGAGGAGACCAGCAAACGGAGGCUCAGAGGGGCGAGUGCCUCAAGGCUCCAGGUGUGCCUUCCUGCAAAGCCAGCCACAACCUGUGCCCCAGCGGGCCACGAGGCAACAGGAUCUGCCGAGCAGGCCCAGUGCGGGGUCUGCCCUGGGCUCUGAGGCCCAGGAGAUCUGUGGUCAUUCAGACCCCCAGGAAGCAGCCCACAGCCGUGGGAAGCCCACUAUUUAUUACCCUGGAGCGCAACGCGUCCCAGCUCAUGUUCAGCACCAACUACAACAGGAAGGUGCGGGCCGCGGAGUCGUCGCCCGGGAACGAGCUGCCCGCGGGCCCCGGCGACCGGGCGGUAAGACGCCGCGCCGCCUCGCGCUCGGACGCACCUGCCGACGCGGGGACGACCGCCCGGGCCUCGCCCGCGCCCCGGGGUCGAUCCGGCGACCCUGCGGAACAGAGCGGAGCCGCAGGGCGUUUCCACCGCCGUCAGUCCUUCCGGAAGCUGAGCCUUCAGCCCGCGGGACUCCGCUUAGCACCUCAGCGCUUCACAGCUGGGCUCCCCGAACUCAUCACUGAGCGGGCACAUGGCAUCGACCCCCGGGACACCUGGAUGCUUUUCGUCCAGCAGAGUGACAGGGGCAUCAACAGCAAGAAGAGGAGCCUCACUGUCACGGUUCCCCUUCAGCUCGGCCUACCAGGGCCUCCCGGACCCCCUGGGCCUCAGGGCCCCCCAGGCCCCAUCAUCCCACCUGAGGUGCUGCUGAAGGAGUUCCAGCUGCUGCUGAAAGGCGCGGUGCGGCAGCGCCAGCGCGCGGAGCCGGAGCCCUGCACGUGCGACUCCGGCGCGGAUGCCACAGCCGCCGAGGAGCCGGAGGAGGUCGACGCCGCCUUCCACUGCCGCCUGCGCCACGACACGCCGGUGGAGCGGCGCUCGCUGCACGAGCUCGGCCUCUACCACGUGCCUGACGCCGAGGGCGCCUUCUGCCGCGGCCCCGGCCUGAAUCUGACCAGCGGCCAGUACACGGCGCCCGUGGCCGGCUUGUACGCCUUCGCGGCAGCGCUGCACGUGGCACUUGCUGAUCCGCCGAGGCGGGGGCUACCGCGCGCCCGGGACCACCUGCGCCUGCUCGUCUGUAUCCAGUCCCUGUGCCAGCGCCACGUCUCCCUGGAGGCUGUCGUGGGGCUGGAACGCACCAGUGACCUCUUCACCAUCGCUGUCAAUGGCAUUCUGUACCUGCAGCCCGGGCAGUAUGCCUCGGUCUUCCUGGACAAUGCCAGCGGCUCCUCCCUCACGGUGCGUGGCGGCUCCCGCUUCAGCGCAGUUCUCCUCGGCCUGUGA
Molecule: messenger RNA, 1494 nt
Organism: Orycteropus afer afer
Lineage: Eukaryota; Metazoa; Chordata; Mammalia; Tubulidentata; Orycteropodidae
Source: RefSeq, a predicted model, not a curated record